This is a messenger RNA of Poecile atricapillus (Black-capped chickadee), 681 nucleotides long. RefSeq lists its product as uncharacterized. The record is from RefSeq and is a predicted model, not a curated record. The transcript is spliced from 4 exons. Bases 1 to 645 code for a protein of 214 amino acids. NCBI's taxonomy places the organism in Eukaryota, Metazoa, Chordata, Aves, Passeriformes, Paridae.
AUGCCGCUGCUCCCCGUCGUGGCGCUCUGGGCUCUGUGCCCCUUCCUCAGCCGGGCAGACCAUCCUCCUGUCCCCGUCACGGUGACAGCGGCCAUCGGCGAGGACGCCUGCCUGCCCUGCGGCAGCCAGCCCUGGGGUGCCCUGCGCGGGGUCACCCUCAGCUGCACCCACCAGGCCGGCGACAACCGCGAUGUCCCCGUGCUCAGCCACCGCCUGGGCUGGCAGCCGCCCCCCGAGCCGGGCUGGCAGCCCCCCGAGCAGCCCGACAGCCGCUUUAGGGGCAGGGUCUCCUUCUGCGCGGCGGGGACGGGGGAGGCCGGCGUGUCCCUGCUGCUGAGGAACCUCAGCGAUCCCGAUUUUGGGAAUUAUUCCUGCUACGCCUCCCGCGCCGAGGCCCCGCAGCUCCUCCUCUGCUCCCUGGUGCUGCAGCCCGCAGGGGAGGGGGUGCGGGGGGCGGUGGCUCCGGACAUGCUGACGGUGAUUUGUGUCCUCACGGCCGCUUUCACCGCCGUGGCCAUCGGGGUGCUGGUGUGUGCCCGCUGCCAGGGGCACUGCUGGGGGCGCGCAGCCCCAGAGCCCGGAGCCGUGGCCGGAGGGGAACAAGGAGAGGUGGCCUUGGGUGACGUGAAGAGCCUCAACACCUGAGGCCACCCCAGCUGGGUGACACGUGUGACACGGGCG